This is a messenger RNA of Engraulis encrasicolus (European anchovy), 1454 nucleotides long. RefSeq lists its product as uncharacterized. The transcript has 8 exons. The record is from RefSeq and is a predicted model, not a curated record. NCBI's taxonomy places the organism in Eukaryota, Metazoa, Chordata, Actinopteri, Clupeiformes, Engraulidae. Bases 1 to 891 code for a protein of 296 amino acids.
AUGACACGGCCCAGAGAGGUAGUGUACAUGGCAAAUAGGAGGGGCCCCAGCACCGACCCUUGGGCCACCCCUGUGGAGAGAGACGACUACAGUUUCCCCAGCAACUACCCAGGCAGCAGCCACAGAGACAACCACUACCAUGGCAACAACUACAACUACACAGAGUCCAGCCACAGCUGCAGCAACUACCACAACCACAGUAGCAGCUACAGAGGGUUCAAUCACAACUACCACGGUUGCCCCAACAACAACAACUACCACGUGUACUCCCAUUUACAGUCCAGCAUUCGUUAUCGUCAGGCCAACACUGAGGCAGAAAUUCAGGUGGAGUUUGACCAGAACGCCCCUGAGAAUGCCCCAACCAGUUCUGAUGUGGCGCUAGCCAUCAAGCAGGAAGCCUCAAGCACCUCCAACCCCAUUGAUGUGGACUUGAACAACAUCGAAGUCACCCGUGCCCCUCAGGUGAUGUCCAAUGCCCAGUUCACCACCAGUGAGAAUUUUGUUCUCUCCCUCCUGUCGAUCAACUCCACAUCUUACCGCAACAGGGCUGCCCUCAUCAAGGAGGAGCUUGAGCCAUUUUUCCAUGAGGACUACUCACCAGACUUCAUCUGCCUCACCCCAGAGACUUUCAGUGUUGGAACCGUGCAUUCCAACUCCAUUUUGCACCAGUCAGAGCUGCACUUUACCUACAACGCCACCCUGCCCAGUGCCACAGACGUCUACAACACCAUGCUGAGGGCAGCCAGGAGCGGCAAGCUGAGCAUCAACAUCAUCUCAGUCGAUGGAAAAGAUGUCAGUGCUUCGUCCUCUGGUGAUGUCAGCAGCAAGAUCAGCCUCUUCACCACCUGCUGCUUGACUCUGCUCUCUCUGCUGUUGAUUCGGCCCUGGUAGAAGCUGCUGAUUGGUCCAUAGCUACUGGCCUUCUCAUUGUUCAGUGGCACCUGCACAUCCUUCUUCGGCUCUGUGCCCUGUCAAAUGUAUGACGGAAGACUCCGGAACAGAAGAAACAGAGUGACUGAUGUAACAUGCUUACAACAUAUUUGUAAGGCCUGCUGUAUCAAACCAAUGUCAUACUGUAGAAGUGUUAAUUUUAUAUUUAUUUUGACAAAACUGUGUUUUGUUCUGUUUUGAUGCUGCAGCACCUUGGAAAUUGAGUGUAUAAAUACUGUACUAUAUACUUUAUUACACAUUUAUUUGAAGUAUGUCUGACACUUUUUUAUGCACCUCUUUGUUAGAUAAUGACAAAGACAAUGUUGUUUUUAAUGAUGGCUUUUAGUUGAAUGUGCCCGGAUGCAUAUUACACUUGUGUUAAUAUAUUAACUUGAUUAUUUAUUUAUGAUCAUAAUUUAUUACCUGAAGUAUUAUACAUCUUAUUUUGAAUGUUAAAUAAUGCACCAUUUUAAUAUUGUUCCCACUAUAUAAGUGCUGGUUGCACUUGAAAAAGGACGAAGGUC